Messenger RNA from Coniosporium apollinis CBS 100218, 1707 nucleotides. RefSeq names its product cystathionine beta-synthase. Lineage: Eukaryota; Fungi; Ascomycota; Dothideomycetes. The record is from RefSeq and is a predicted model, not a curated record. The transcript is spliced from 2 exons. Gene Ontology annotation, cellular component: cytoplasm. Gene Ontology annotation, molecular function: cystathionine beta-synthase activity; cysteine synthase activity. Bases 1 to 1707 code for a protein of 568 amino acids.
AUGGCCUCCAAAACCCGGCCCGCGCUCCCGCCCAUAGUGAUGGACAACGUCCUCCAACAGAUCGGCAACACGCCCCUCAUCCGCCUGAACAAAAUUCCCCAAUCGCUGGGCAUCGAAUGCACCGUCUACGCCAAAAUGGAGAUGUUCAACGCCGGCGGCAGCGUCAAAGACCGCAUCGCGCUGCGCAUGGUCGAAGAAGCCGAGCGCGCCGGCCGCAUAAAACCGGGCGACGUGCUCAUCGAGCCCACAAGCGGGAACACGGGCAUUGGGCUCGCGCUCGUGGGGGCCGUGAAAGGGUAUCGCACAAUCAUCACGCUGCCGGAGAAAAUGAGCCCGGAGAAGGUCGCGGUGCUGAGGGCGCUGGGGGCGGAGAUCAUUCGUACGCCUACGCAGGCGGCGUUUGAUUCCCCGGAGAGCCAUAUUGGGGUUGCGAGGAGGCUGCAGAAGGAGAUUCCCAACGCGCACAUUUUGGAUCAGUAUGGGAAUCCGGAUAACCCGCUCGCGCACGAGUUGGGCACGGCCGAGGAGAUCUGGGCGCAGACAGAGGGGAGGGUUACGGCGCUGGUGGCGGGCGCGGGGACGGGAGGGACCAUCACGGGCAUUGCCAGGGGGCUGAGGAAGCAUAACAAGGAUGUCAAGAUUAUUGCGGCGGAUCCGCAGGGCAGCAUUCUGGCGCUGCCGACGCAGCUGAAUGAAGAUUUCAAGGAUAAGCCGUACAAAGUGGAGGGUAUUGGAUAUGAUUUCAUCCCGGAUGUGUUGGAUCAGGGCAGUGUGGAUAAAUGGUACAAAACUGAUGACCGAGAGAGCUUCCAGUUCGCGAGGAGACUGAUUGCGGAGGAGGGGCUGCUUGUGGGCGGGAGCUCCGGGAGCUCGAUGGCGGCAAUGGUAAAGGCGGUCAAAGAAUUGGGGUUGGGGAAGGAUGAUGUAGUGGUUGUGGUGCUGCCGGAUAGCAUAAGAAGCUAUUUGAGUAAAUUCGUCGACGAUGACUGGCUCGCCGCCAACGACCUCCUCCCGCCUUCACCACCUCUUACACCCCCCACCGAGACCCCCUCGCCAGACACCCGCCUCUCCGCCUCCGCACGCGCCAAAGACCCCUACCAUGGCGCCACGAUCGCCUCCCUCCGCCUCAAGCCCGUCACGACCGUCACAUCCGACAGCCCGUGCGCAGACGCGAUCGAGACGAUGCGAGAAAAAGGGUUCGACCAGCUUCCCGUCUCUUCACCCAAAGGCCAACGCCUCGUCGGACUCGUCACGCUGGGCAACCUACUCAGCUACAUAGGCAGCGGCCGCGCGAGCCCACAGACGCCGGUUGGCGAGAUCAUGUUUGAUUUUGGGAAGCUAAGAGAGACGGUCACGGACCCGAGUGAUGUGUUCGGCAUGAACGAUGCUGGCAAGGUGGGCAGGGAGGAGCAGCAGAAGAAGGAGAAUGUGUAUCCGGGGCAGACGCUUGAGGCGAGUGGGCAGGGGAAAGAGGACAAGAAGAAGCAGCAGGGGAAGAGCAGGAAGUUUGUGGAGAUCACAAGAGAUACUCCCCUCUCUGCGCUUUCGCGGUUCUUUGAGUGGAACAGCGCUGCUGUUGUCACGGAGAGGGUUGGCGAGGCGGGGCAGCUGAAGGCUGUAGCUGUCGUCACGAAGGUUGAUCUACUGAGUUGGCUUGUGAGACAGGGGAAGAGUCAGACCAAUGGGCAUGCGCACGGGAAAGAGUGA